Molecule: messenger RNA, 6171 nt
Organism: Phasianus colchicus (ring-necked pheasant)
Lineage: Eukaryota; Metazoa; Chordata; Aves; Galliformes; Phasianidae
Source: RefSeq, a predicted model, not a curated record
GAUGAUCUCCAGAGAUCCCUUCCCCAACCUCUGUUCUGAGAUUUUGUGAUUCUGUGAUUUUGUGAUUACCAUUCUGUCCUUUCCUGGGAGAUCACUUGGACAGGUUAGCAUAAUUUCAUGACUGCUCUGGUACAUGGCUGCUGAGAAAUCAAGAUCAGCCGAGGUUAGGUCCCUUUCCUAAAAGUGUCAGCAAGUCCUUUUUUGCCUGUGACUUUUUCCUCCUGCUCUUUCCAAAGUCUGUGGUUAGAGUUACUGGGGCAAGAUACUCCAGACAGAUCUUUGGUUCAGCAGAUGAGUUUCAUAAAUGCUCAAAUUAAGUGGGAGGAAAUGCUAAGUGGAGUUCUGGAAAGAAAAAAAAAACAACAAAAAACCACCUGUUAGCUUGCCAAGUUCCUAGAGAGAAAAUCUGCAGCAUUGUUUACAUUUGAAUGCGUCAGUGAACCUGUAUAAACAUUUAGUAUUAAGUGAUCUGGUUAGACUCUUAAUGGAACCUGGCUAAUAGAAGCAGCAUUUAUGUUCCUUAACUCAAUCUUAUCUAUCCACAAAGGCAUACAUAGCUUGUGCCAAGACCAUGGUUGGAGCAGAUCCAGAGACAGAAAAAGUCUUGACACAGACUGCCAGAAUCGGCACGUUAGAUUUUGUGGGGAAAAGCAGCUAGUGAAUAUAAAGUUUUAAUACAUGAGAAAUAUAUGUUGCUUACCUAUUUACUUUCAAAAAGGGACACCAGCACAAAUCCAUAUGGAAGAUGAACCUCCUCCUUCUCAAGGAGUCAGUGUCAAGGUCUUGGAGGCAACAUUAUUGUCAGCCCUGAAGAUGCUGGAUGUUGGGAAAUGGCCAAUUUUUUCCCUUUGUUCACAAGAAGAGCUCAAGUUAAUUCGUCAAGCGUGUGUAUUUGGCAGUGCUGGUAAUGAGGUGCUGUAUGUAACUGAAAAUGAUGAGGUUUUUGUGCUUGGCAUGAACUGCAGUGGGUGUUUGGGAACGGGAGACGUCCAAAGCACAAUUGAGCCAAAGAGAUUAGAUUCUCUAUGUGGCAAAAAGAUAGCUUGUCUGAGUUAUGGAAGUGGCCCUCACGUUGUUCUUGCUACAGAAGAAGGAGAAGUGUACACAUGGGGUCAUAAUGCUUACAGUCAGUUGGGCAAUGGUACAACAAAUCAUGGUUUGGUUCCUUGUCAAGUCUCUACCAACUUGGUGAACAAGAAAGUCAUUGAAGUUGCUUGUGGCUCUCAUCAUUCUAUGGUGUUAACAUCUGAUGGGGAGGUGUACACGUGGGGUUAUAAUAACUCAGGCCAGGUUGGAUCUGGUUCAACUGCUAAUCAACCAAUUCCUCGAAGAGUUACCAGCUGCCUACAAAAUAAAGUAGUAGUUAACAUAGCCUGUGGACAGAUGUGCUCUAUGGCUGUGGUGGAAAAUGGAGAGGUCUAUGUCUGGGGUUACAAUGGUAACGGCCAGCUGGGGCUGGGCAGCAGCGGCAAUCAGCCAACACCGUGCCGAAUAGCAGCCUUGCAAGGCAUUCGUGUACAGCGGGUUGCCUGUGGCUGUGCACAUACGUUAGUGCUAACAGAUGAAGGUCAGAUUUAUGCCUGGGGAGCCAAUUCAUAUGGCCAGUUAGGUACUGGAAAUAAAAGCAACCAGUCUUACCCUACUACAGUUACUGUGGAUAAGGACAGAGUUAUAGAGAUUGCAGCCUGCCACUCUGCUCACACUUCGGCUGCCAAGACGCAGAGCGGCCAGGUGUACAUGUGGGGCCAGUGCCGCGGCCAGUCUGUGGUCCUUCCCCACCUCACUCACUUUGCCUGCACUGACGAUGUGUUUGCUUGCUUUGCUACCCCUGCUGUUAUGUGGCGUCUUCUCUCAGUAGAGCCUGAUGACCAUCUAACAGUAGCCCAGUCACUGAAGAAGGAAUUUGACAACCCUGAAACUGCAGACCUGAAGUUCCUAGUGGAUGGAAAAUACAUCCAUGUUCAUAAAGUUCUUCUCAAAAUUAGGUGUGAACAUUUUCGUUCCAUACUGAAUAAUGAUGAUGAAAUUAUAGAAAUGAGUGAAUUUUCUUAUCCUGUUUACCGAGCCUUCCUGGAGUACCUGUAUACAGACAGUAUUAGGCUCCCUCCUGAAGAUGCCAUAGGACUGCUAGAUUUGGCAACACUGUAUAGAGAAAACAGAUUGAAAAAGCUUUGCCAGCAAACAAUCAAACAAGGCAUUUGUGAAGAGAACGCCAUCGCUCUUCUUUCUGCUGCUGUCAAAUAUGAAGCUCAGGACUUGGAAGAGUUUUGCUUCAGAUUUUGCAUAAACCACUUAACAGUUGUAACACAAACUCAAGGCUUUGCAGAAAUGGACCACGAUCUCCUGAAAAACUUCAUUAGCAAAGCAAGCAGAGUGGGAGCAUUCCGAAAUUGAGAGCUGACUACCACCAAGCUGAAGAGCACAGCCUCAUUCCUUUGGAGAGCUUUGAAGAGAGACUCAGUGUCCGUCAGCUUGGGAAAUGCCUUGAAGCCUGCUAACGUACUGGUUUGAAAAGAUGACUACAGCAUAGGUGUGUAGGGAGAGCCAGCAUUCAGAAUUUGACAACAAACCCUAAUGCAGUAACUACCCCUUUCUCACUUAAAGUCAAGCAAACUAAGCUUGUCAUCGUGGCUAUUUUGAGUAUAUUAUUUUUAUGUAAACAACCUAUAACUGGAUUUUAUGGAGCAGUGACAUCCUUGCUGCUAAAACUUUCAUAGUACACUACUAUCACCAAACUAAGCUAAUAUGCCCCUAGUGGGCAGCUUUGUGCCAGGUCAUCCAGAUUAGAGACAAACUUGGUUUUUGAGUACUUGAUAAAGUACUAUAAAUUCUUUAGGAUGAGAAGCUUUCUGUGUGGUAGGAGGUUUUGUCUCACUGUAUGUUUAUUUAGAGUGUAAAUACCAAAACUGUGAAGGGCUUCAGCUGGAUAUUAGAAUUUGAAGUUGCUGGCCAAUAUGCCCAUUGUUGUGGACAGUUAUGAAACCUCUCUGUUACAGACGAAAUGCUCCCUGGCACCCCAGUGGGACAGCAAACAGUAGUUAUCUGGACAUGAAUUGUGGUGCUGUGUGUAACAGCACUCAGAAAACCACCUCGUCGCUUGUUAUCAGGAAAAAGAAACCUAAACAAAACCUCAAGAAAAGGGAAGUUCCACUGAGAUUUGUUCAUUGAAUCCUGUCUUACUGCCAGUCCCCCAGCAGGUCAUCUUAAGAAGAGUGGAAAAGAACAUAAAGUGAUAAAAUGGGUCCCAAAAGCAGAACUGCUGGGUGUGUCGCUUCAGGUUCUCCUUUGGGCAGCGCUGCAAUACCUCUCCAGGUGACCCCACCAGUUGCAUUCCGUGCCUGUGUCAGAUGAGAGGAGUUGUCCACUGGCCAUGGAGGUGGGUGGGAUGGGUGAGGCAGAGUAGGUACUUAGUUUCUAACUGACUAACAUGAGCUGAGAUAAAAUCCCACCUUGUGUUACGCAUAGGAAGGGUUGCGCUCUUACAGAAGAUGCUGAGCUUACGGAGCAGUUCCUUGGAAUGUUUUUUAACAGGCAAUUGUGAAUUAACUGUGAGAAAUGAUUUCUCUUCACAGAGCAGGAGGAGCAGCUGUAGUAUUUUACAGCUGCAGUAUUUUACAAAACUGGAUGGCCAGUUUCAGUGUGCUGGUCUAUGUCAUGCCACCUUCACUCAGACUCGUGCCCUGCCAGAGUCCUCUGAUGACUUAUUCCAAUCCUCAAAUGUGGUUUCUAAGAACUUAAUUCCUUUAAAUGACCUCAGCCUCAUUUCCUCAUUUCUGAAGUGGAAAUUACUGUCCUUUGUCAUAUCAGAGAAUUAUUUCUUAAGCGCUCGUAUUCCUUGAAGAGAAAGAAGAAGAGAAACAAGUUCUCAGAGAAGAGGAGUGAGGAGAUGCUCUCGUCACAUUGGUCUCUUUAGUUGUGAUUUUAUGUAAGGUGUGGAGAUGGCAAAACUGACUUAGGAAGAAAGCAGCAAGCAAAUUAUUUUGGGAAAAUGCUGUGCUAAAAAAUGACUUGCAGUUUGGGCUUUUCCCUCAAACUGUCUCUAGGAGUAUAUUGUAUCGUCUACUGCUAACAAGCUUAUUUUGCCAUCCUGUAGUCAUACAGCUUCCUCCAGCAGCAUAGACCCAUGCUUUAGCUGCUGUGUCAGUAUUUUAUGUUCAAAUAGAACUGGUCAAAACUUUCCAGUACAUAGUGCCAUCUCAUUGAAACCACAACUUCCCUGAGGGGAAAAUGAUGUGUUGUAGUAAUUCUGUGUUGAAAAGCGCUUGCUGCAGGCGCACAGAUCAGGCUGUUCUCAGGUGGGGCACAAGUUCACCGUGCUGUAGCCCAACACUUAUCAUAUCGAGAGAGCAGAUAAAAGGCAACACUGUGUGAGCCAAGGCUGGGAAAUUCCUACCCAUUUGGUUGAGCCAGGGACAGCCAUGGUGAAGUCUCAGUCCUGUGCACCCAGGGCCUGAGAACUGCCAGUGUCACCUGCCAGCGUGGCCUUGGCAGCACAAAGAACCAAGUGACUCUGCUGCAGCCCUGCAUUUGGGUAGCAGCUUGCAUGGGCAAAUAGUGAUAGGACAAGGGGAAAACUAAACGUUAGAUGUUAGGAAGUAAUUUUUUACUCAUAGGGCAGUGAGGUCCUGGCACAGCUGCCCAGAGAAGCUGUGGGUGCCCCCAUUACUGGAGGUACUCAAGGCGAUGUAGGAUGGGGCCCUGGGCAGCCUGAGCUGCUGGGUGGCACUGCCCAUGGCAGGGGGUUAGGGCUUUAAGAUCCCUUCCAACCCAGGCUGUUCUGUGGUUCUGUGACACUACUGGCUGUAGGCAAGGCUGCAGCUGUGGGUGGGAAGCAUGACUGCCUGCCACAAGCCUGGACAAACAACAGAGCUCACAUUUGUAGCACCCGAGGAGAUGGGGGCGAAAGGGCUGCUGGAUGCCAAGGAGAGCCGGAGGCAGCUGGGCAGCACUGCUUUGUGUAGGAAGGGCAAAAGCUGCUCCACCCAGUCAUGGUAUUUAUGAAGCUGGAAUUAAGUUCAAAAAAUGUUCUCCAUAUGUUCCCACUGUCAAAAUGUUAAGAUUCUAACAUUUUAAAAAACUUUUUAUUUUACUCAACAUCUGAUCAAACCUGUCCACUGCUCAGGGAAGAGCCUGGCUCCCUAGAGAGAAAUCCCUGGGCAGUGCUGCCGCUUUCCUACUCCGGCUCACCUCCGUAGGGCAGUUCAACAACCUGAAACCCCCAGAUAGAAACUACUGCGGUCAAUACAGCGUGCUUUCUUAGUGAGGCAUUUUUUGGCUUAACAUAAACAGCAGUGCCUUUUUAAAAAAAAUUAUUUCCUUCCUGUGUAUGAUUUCCCACCUACUGUGCAAAGGUUGGCUGCAGUUUCACUGUGGCUGACAAAGACCAUCAUCUUGAGAGAAAGAAAGCAUCUCUGCACUGAACGAAGGCAACUAUGGGUGUAGUACGGCAGUGUUGGCUGUCCCUCACACCAUAACAUAGCGUUGGUUCUGGAUGUGAUGGCAUUGUAUUCAUAGAGACUUAUAUUUAUUUAUUAGCUAACUUUCGUUUGCAUGCACUUUCCUUGGCACUUAAUGGUCAGUGUUUAAGAAACAUACUGGUGUAAGUGGUUAAACGUGGAUGCGUGUGCAUAGAUGCGCUUGAAAACCCUCCUGUGGGGCAUUUUGGAAGAAAUUCAGGAUGGAUUUUGCCAUUGUACAGUGGUCUGCAAUGAAGUUAAACUGUGGAUCCUGCAGGUUAAAUACUUAAAGAGGUGGUUCUUGUUUUUUAGGACACCGCAGACAGAAAAGGGUAUUGUUACGUGAGAAUAUGGUCAAGCAUAAAAUGUGUCUGGUGCUCAGAGAGGGAUCUUUGCUUAAGAAAGGGAAACAUAGAGUGGAAUUUGCAAGGAAAAGACAUGACGAGAAACUGAUCGCCUCAAGCUUAAAUUGCUGAAGAGUCAGUGCUGCAGUGCUGUGGGUUGUCCUGGUACCAAGUGAGCUGCUGAGUCACUUCUAUAGGCUUUCCUUGUACAACAGAGUGCUCAGCUGCCCCGCAGAGCCAGGACUCACUGGGUACCACCUAAUGAUGCAGCAGGGUUACAGCCUGAACAUACAAAUAGGUUCUGGUUUCUUGUUUCUUUAUAACCUUGCCUGGGUUUAACAGACCAUUAAUAAAAACAUCAUCAUAUUUGC